Vitis riparia (riverbank grape) is the source of this 1053-nucleotide messenger RNA. Its product is annotated as disease resistance RPP13-like protein 4. The record is from RefSeq and is a predicted model, not a curated record. Gene Ontology annotation, molecular function: ADP binding. Bases 1 to 1053 code for a protein of 350 amino acids. The transcript has a single exon. Gene Ontology annotation, biological process: defense response to other organism. NCBI's taxonomy places the organism in Eukaryota, Viridiplantae, Streptophyta, Magnoliopsida, Vitales, Vitaceae.
AUGACACGGUUACUUGCUCAUGAUAAGGGUUUCGGUGUGAUUACAAUUAUGGGCAUGGAAGGCAUUGGGAAGACAACCCUAGCCAAGUUAAUCUUUAACAAUAAAGCUGUUGUGGAUCACUUCCCAUUUCGUGUUUGGACAUCAACGACUGCUUGUUCAACUCUUAGUGAUUUCCAUCAAAUUCUAGUAGACAUGAUGGAACAAUUGAUGAACUACAAGAUGAGAGUCACCAGAGAUGCAUGGGUGAGCAUUGAAGACAUGCAAAAGCUGAAAGCUUUCUUGAUUGAUAAUAGGUCUCUCAUAGUUAUGGAUGAUGCUUCUAACUUUUUUUCCUGGCAUGACCUAUUCACCAUGCUUGGAGAUACAUCAAAUGGGACCAGAAUGAUUAGGAUCACUCGUGAAAUGGGUCACGGCGCUUCAAAUCCUAAAACAAGGAGUGAUUUUCACCUACAUCGUUUGCGAGCAAAUGAUCAGAGUUGGGCAUUGUUUACCCAUGCUCUGAAGGUAAGCGUACCCCCAGAACUGCAAGAGCUGAAAGAGAAAAUUGUAAGAAGAUGCGAGGGAUUGCCACUGCUGAUUGUAAAAUUGGCAGAAGCACUCUCACACAAGGAUGCAACCAUUGAGGAGUGGUCCAGUGCACUUCAACAGCUUUGUCAUGACCAAGAAAAAGUGUGGUCCAAUAUCCUUUGUAGGAUCUACACGGAUUUGUCCUUCUACAUGAGGAGAUGUCUAUUUUCUCUAACUUUAUUUCCUCAAGAUUUAGAUAUCCCAUCAAGAAGAUUAAUAGCAUUGUGGGUUGCAGAGGAUUUGGUGCAAACAGAGGGCAAGAAUGGAGCUCCAGAAGAUGUUGCAGAGAGUUGUUUACAUCUGCUGAUAGCCUUUGGAAUGGUUCAAGUGACAAAGAAGAAGCUUAAUGGGAAUGUUAAAACUAUUCACCUGCCUAAUGCCCUAAGACAAUACUGGUUAUCCCAAGCCACAACUCUUAGAGAUCAUAUUUACACAAGAUCUGAAUUGUUCCUAGGCAAUGAAAUGAUCCGCCGUGUUAGAAUUUGA